Molecule: messenger RNA, 2070 nt
Organism: Micromonas commoda
Lineage: Eukaryota; Viridiplantae; Chlorophyta; Mamiellophyceae; Mamiellales; Mamiellaceae
Exons: 2
Coding region: 1-2070 (689 amino acids)
Biological process (GO): pattern specification process
Cellular component (GO): nucleus
Molecular function (GO): chromatin binding
Source: RefSeq, a predicted model, not a curated record
AUGAACGUAUCUUUCUUCAUCAUUUUCCCCAUCAUCUUUGUACGUGCAGGCGAGAGGAAGCCGACAAAGAGCCAGGAUAGGUGGACCCCGUGGGAAGAGAAACAAUUUUUCACCGCUCUAAAGGACGUCGGCUCCAACUUCGACAAGAUCGCCGAAAUAAUUCAGACGCGCAACAGGAGCCAAGUUCGUACCUUCUACAACACCGAGGUGAAACGCAUCAACACUGUGCUUGCGCCGCUUGGAGUGCAGGUGGAUCCAAGUGAUGCCGAGGAGGUGCACACAGCGAUGCACAGCUGGCACUCCAUGAAGGACAAGCUCGGCCCUGGCGGGUCCUUCCAGGAACUUUGCAAGAAACCCCAAAACAGGAAUUUGUUCGCCUGGGAUCUCAAGAAGGAGCUCGAUAAGUCGGUUUGGGCGCAGGGGAAGAAAGAGGCAAAGCUCAAGUCCCUCGGCUUGCUUCCCGCAGUGGCCGGUGAUGCGAGCGGGAAAGUUCUUGGCGUGAUGCCCGUCAAGACCACUGCCAACCGCGGCAGGCCAAAGGGCAGUGGCAUACGCACCAAAAAUACGUGUAAGGCUGAUAGUCCUGCGGGAAGGACGAAGUCCACUGGUCGAAAGGCGGCGCGGAGGGGAAGCGUUUCACCCAACGCGGCUCUCCGAGCAGCGGCGGCGACGGCUGCCAAGGAUGACUCGGUUGCGAAAGAGCAGAAGGAGCGACUCAUGCUCCAGCUCUUCCCCAUCGACACCUCCACACGCGCCGCACUCGUCGCCGGAGGAUUCAACCCUCACCUCGAGCUCACGUUCCGCGCAAAGAAGUCCGUCACCGGUCUAAUGCAGCACCUCAUCACCAAAUGGGCCGCGGCGCUGCCCCACCUGCCCGCAGGUCUCGACAAGGAGACUGCCGUGCUUCAGCUGUAUCCGUUUGAGGCGGCGUCCGCAUCUGACGCCAAAGGUGCCUGGAACCAUCGCCACGAAGGCGUCACUGCAACAGACAUCUUUGAUGCAAUCGGACGACCCGCAGCGUUCAGAGUUCGUUACGGUUGGGUGCCCUCGGAGGAGGCAGCUGUCCGCCCGCACCUUGCACCGCCACCUCCCGUGUACCAGCAGUCCUUAGCGAGGAGCAGGUCCCGCACGCCGUCACCCCCCAACCUCAGCCCGAGGAAACGUUCAGCAGAAGAGAUGACCGUGGCGCACCCUUCAUUUUGCCAGGCACCAGUGCAGGCCGGGUCCUUCGCGGGUAUGUUUGGCGGCGGUAACGCCAGUGCAGUUGGCUCUGUCUUCGGCUCUGACCUGGCGCUGUUCGGGGGAGUCGGUGGUGCUGGAGCUGGCACAGGAGCCGAUGGUGGCGUGGUGGGCGUCGGGGCGGAGGAUUUUACCCUUCCCGGUUUUGGAGCUGAUUUCAGCAAUAUGUGCCGUGAGAUGGGUCUAGGAGACGUCGACGCAUCGCGCGGUCUCGGCGGACCCAGUGCUGGACUGACUGCGGCAAGGCACAAUGGAAUCGCCGCUGGAGCGCAGCUGGCUUCUGCCGCGCCCGACCAGAUCAAGGGAUACUCCGAGCGUCAGGUCAUCUCCGAGUUUGGCGGCGGUGAUGUGACCGUGGGCACAAUGUUGGAAAACGAUGCUAUGUUUUCACUGACGCAGAUGCUUGGAGACGUUCCUGAGGGUAACAUCAGCCAUGCUGGCGCGCCGGUGGCGGUGCCUUCAGGUCCCUCCAGCUUUGCAGGGAUGUUCGCUGGGGGUUCAAUUGCAGACGUUAUUGGCAUGCCACGUCAGAAGUUGAAGCAACCGGGCAUCGCUGGCAAGCCCCGAGGCGGAGAGAAGAAGCCCAGACAACCGUACAACAAGAAACCUGCCAAUCUGGGUCAGCCGUACGUGUCGUCCCUGGUCAUGACCGGACCAGCUGUUCACGGUGCAAUUGUGCCAGGAUACAUCAACAACGGAAAAGGUUUUGUUCCUGUGCAGCAGCAGCCGGUCGAAAGCGCCGCGGCUUAUUACCCGCACAUGGCGCCCCAAGGGGACAUGGCAGCGAACAUGGCGAAAGAAGCGGCCGCAAGUGCAAGUCUUGGGGCGUGA